GAUGGAGGUGUGGUUUGCAGAUAGGAGGAGCUACAAAAGCCUGUUAAUGUUUCUCUGGCUGUGAGGAAGUCGCCACCUCUCCUCUCCUCUGCUCAUCAGUGAAGCUUCUAGAGGAGCUUGAUAUUUCAUAACCACGCACCAGCUGUUAUUCAGAGUGUUUGCUGAAGAUGGGAGAACAAGAUCCAAGUGACAGGCUGAAAGGGGACCAGCCAAAAGAGCUGAAGGAAAACGGCAUGGGAAGUUUCUCCCAGUUCUCCUCAAGCGUACGCGCCAUGGUGCGCAUUCGCCAGAAGUACCAGGCCAUGAAGAAACGGCGUCUGGAGAUGCCGCAGGUCAUCAUUUCUCCACGGUCCACCAGCCCAAAGUAUUUCACAUUUGAAAAUGUUGACGAGACUCUAAACAGAAAACCCACUUCCCCACGCAAGCGAAAGAAAAAGAGGAAGGUCAUGUAUCCGAACAGCAAUUUGAGAGCUGUACCCACAAAAAAGAGCAGCCGUGCAAAGAACUGCCUGUACUUGUUGUGCAUCAUCGUCUUUCUACAGGUUUACAACGCCAUCGAGAACUUGGACGACCACGUGCUCAAAUAUGAUCUAGAUGGUCUGGAGAAGACCCUUAAAAGGGAAGUGUUUGGCCAACAUGAAGUGACGGAGCGCCUUCUGGGUCAUUUACAUGAUUAUUUGUCAACUUAUGUACACAAUAAACCUUUGGUGUUGUCGCUUCACGGACCUACUGGAGUUGGGAAGAGCCACGUUGGCCGAUUACUGGCUCAGCAUUUCCGCUCAGUUGUUGGAGAGGAGCUGGUGAUGCAGUACUUUGUGCUGCACCAUUGCCCAACAGACGACGAUAUCCCAAAAUGCACCAAAUCUCUGGACUCUAACAUCUCGGAAAUGGUCACACAAGCUGAGGAAGUGGAGAAGAUACCGGUCUUCAUCUUCGAUGAAGUGGAACACAUGCCCAGGGAGUUGCUGGACACGUUGCGAGACUUGAUUCAUCCCCAAAACAACAAUGAAUACUUAAAUGCCAUCUACAUCCUCAUCAGUAACCUGGGACAUGAAGAUAUCACCAAGUUUGUCCUUCACAACUCCAGCGUCGCCGUCUUAGGCCGUCUGAGCUUGAGUCAGGAGCUGACGCCUUGGUUACACAGUUACCUUCAAAGAUACCACAUGCUAUUUUUGGAAGCAGAGUUCCUGCCCUUUAUGCUUUUGGAGAAGAGCCACGUAAUGGAUUGUUUUUUUGAAGAGAUGUCCAGGGAAGGAUUCUACCCGGAUCGAUCACAUGUAGAAAGACUUGCGGAAGAACUAUCAUACUAUAUAGUUGGCGAACGGGAGUUUUCUCACACCGGAUGCAGGCAGGUUGUGGCAAAAGUGAACCUUCUCUGAAACCAAAUCUGCCGUGCAGAUGGGCAACGUGAGGGAAAAGUUAUUGGUUGGACUUUGAGAUUUCAUUUUAUUGUACAUUCAACAUUUUGUUCUUUGUGAAAAAACUUUUGUUGUUCAUACACUACUGGUCAAAAGUUUGGGGCCGGUAUUUAAUGUUUUGAAAGAAGUCUCUUAUGCUCACUAGUACUGCAUUUAUGUGAUUAAAAAUGCAGUAAAACAGUAAUAUUGUGAAAUAGUAUUUCAAUUUAAAAUAACUGUUUUUUAUUUAAAUAUAUUUUAUAAUGUAAUUUAUUCCUGUGAUGGCAAAGCUGAAUGUGUGCUGCUUCAUACUUUUGUGGAAACUGUGGAAAAAAAUAAAAUGCAAACCGUGAUACGUUGGAUAUCGUCAGGAUUCUUUGAUGAAAGUUCAAAUGAACAGCAUUUAUUUGAAACAGAAAUGAUUAAAAGUAUUAAUUUCUUUUAAAAGAAAAACAAAAAACUGACCCCAAACUUUUGAACUGUGGUGUAUUUUUCCUUAUACAUUUACUGUGAAUUAGGUCCUCGAAACAAGCACAACUCUAAAUAACACAAACAACACAACAUUUUUCUUUGUUUAUUAGAAUUUAUUUUCCACUGGAAAAAUGAGGUACAAAGACCAAGAUAAUUGUAUAAUUAGUGUAUGUAUAUAUAUAUAUAUAUAUAUAGUACCCAUCAAAAGUGGACACAUUACUAUUUUUGAUCAAAAAUACAGAAAAACAGCAAUAUUGUGAAAUAUUUUUACAAUUUAAAAUAAAGCCCUGGGUAUACUUUGUUUUUUUACGCGCACAGUCUAUGAUGUUUAUUACAUUAAGUGCACAAACAAAAUGCUUGAAAUAUAAAAUGAAUGCCUUUGUAUUGCAUAAUAAAACAAACUGGAAACAGAUGUUGGAAACAAAAAACAUACCUAAUAUAAUAUAAGCUAAGCUAGCAGGCUAAUCGGGUAGACGUAUGCCAUGCUAGUACAAAAGCUACAAAAAAAACCAGUAAGAACGAGAUAUGCUUUAUUUCAAAACCUAUAGCUUCAGUUAUAUACUAGUAUAUAUGAAUCAUGUAAUUUAAAAGACAUUAAAGGUCAUUAUAACACAUUUUAAAUGAUAUAAAUCAUAACGUGACUUUUGCAGGAAUUAUAAUCAGGCGCUAAAAAUACUACCCAUUAAAAGUCUGUUGAACCAAUGGGAUCACUUGGGGUCCUGAAGGAGACCCGAUUCCUGGGGGGACUCGAUUUCCUGGGGGGAGAUUUGCGUCACACGCACUGUACGCUGAUCAAUGCAUACGCGUAAAAAGUUAACUAUACUUUGGGCUUAAUGGUUUUCUAUUUUAUUAUACUUUAAAAUAUAAUUUAUUUCUGUGAUACAAAGCUGAAUUUUGAUUAGCCAUUACUCCACCCUUUAGUGUCACAUGAUCCUUCAGAAGUCAUUCUAAUAGACUUUUGAUCAAAUAAAUGCAGGCUUGAUGAGCAUAAAGGACUUCUUUCAAAAACAUAGAAAUGUGUCCAAACUUUUGUGCUAUAUAUAUAUAUAUAUAUGUGUGGUAAAAGCAGUUGGUAUGUACAACGCAUUGAUACCUGUACCCAUAAAGUGCUUGAUGAUCAAAUUGCUGUUUUGUACACCAGAACACAUUUGAAGUGGGUUGCUAGCAUGAUUUUUCCCACAGUAAAGAGUUGCUUUCUAACCAUCAAUGAGUGUGUAAGAUAAGAAAGUAUUGCAAGCUCUAAAAAUACACAUGCUGUCUUGUCAGUUUCCUGUGAGCUGUCUACGCCUAAAGCUCUAUAAGUGCGGCGUCACUCUAAUGCUGCAUCCUGAGAAAUAAUCUCAACUACCAUCAUGCAUUUUCUGACCUUCAGUCAACAACGCAAUAAAACAAAUGUAAGUGCUUAGCAUGCACUGACAUCACCAGAGAAACACUCCAAAUGUUUCUACCAUGCUUGCAAAUCUACCAUUACUUGUGUAUUUUGGUUUGCUGCAGGUGGUCUACAGUAAAUAUCCGACCAUCGUUAAAUAAAUUUGCUGACCGGCAAAUAUUUCCCUUAGAAGGCCAGAUCAGAUCAGAUCAGAAUCACUCAACUCCCACAGACUUGCAAAAACCAUCAACAUGCCGCUAAGUGUUGUUAGUCAUCAGGUGCUAGUGUGUGAUGCAGGAGGGUUGUGAGGACUGGGUCUCUCGUCUUCAGUGUCUUUUGCACUACGGCAGCUACGCUUCCAGCUCAAAACCCAGUCCAACCUUGUGUCCGCCGGUGUUGAAGUUUUUUCCAUCGAUGAGAGCCGAGAGAGUGAGUUUCACCCCUUGACAAUGAGAAAGAGAAUAUGAGACAUUAAAGGGAUAAUAAAUGUCUUAAACAACUUAAACGCUAGUGACAACAAGUAUGAAAUGAAAUUAGUGUCCUGCAUUUGCAUACCAUUUAUGAAAUAUUGCUAUUUUUAAGUGUUUUUUUUACUAUUUUUUAGUGAAAAUGUAUGCAGUAUGCAAAAAUAAAUGUUUUAAACAGUA
This is a messenger RNA of Ctenopharyngodon idella (grass carp), 3884 nucleotides long. RefSeq names its product torsin family 4, member Aa (gene tor4aa). The record is from RefSeq and is a predicted model, not a curated record. The transcript is spliced from 2 exons. NCBI's taxonomy places the organism in Eukaryota, Metazoa, Chordata, Actinopteri, Cypriniformes, Xenocyprididae. Gene Ontology annotation, molecular function: ATP hydrolysis activity; ATP binding. Bases 168 to 1379 code for a protein of 403 amino acids. Gene Ontology annotation, cellular component: nuclear envelope; endoplasmic reticulum lumen.